Messenger RNA from Oldenlandia corymbosa var. corymbosa, 1659 nucleotides. Lineage: Eukaryota; Viridiplantae; Streptophyta; Magnoliopsida; Gentianales; Rubiaceae. The record is from the annotation of a GenBank genome assembly.
UUUCAAACAUACAUCAUCACUUUAACGUGAGAAUCUUGGUUUUUAUAGUUUUGUUAGAAUGAUAUAAAAGAUUUAGAAAAAGUAGCCCACAAUUAAUAGAAAAUUAGAAACAAACAGAAAAAACUCAUUCAUCAUCGCCAUGAGUUCUACUAACACUACUACUACUUCCUCUACUGAUGAAGGGCUAGUUCUUCCAGAUUUUCCCAAUGAGUUGUUUGAUUAUUUGUACCAUCAACAACAAUUCAUGGACGCUUUGGACGACGUCCCCUUCGUCGGAGCAACUGAACCCGCCACGGUUUCCGACGAUACCAGCUUCGGAGAUGACGUCAUUGUUUCAGGGUCCGAUGACAUUUUUAGUAUUCCCGGUGGUUGCGAUGAGACCAUGUAUCUCAUCCAUGAUCUAACCGGCACGCCGGCGUCUUCCACUGCCAGCGGUGCCGCCAACGCCGCCACAGUCGUCACCCCUGAAAACUCGGCCACGGCGAGCAACAACACGAGUGUGGAUUUGAGCCCGAAAGUUGGUAUCGCGAAACAAGUGAAAAGGCGGUCGAGGGCUUCGAAGCGGACGCCGACGACUCUACUGAACGCUAGCAUCAAGAAUUUCCGAUCACUUGUGCAACAGUACACCGGCAGCCAGAGUUCAACGUCAGGGUUCAACAGGAACGGGAAAGGCCCCAUCACCUUGAACUUUGGCGCCCCGAAUGAUCGUCGGAAUAACUUUCCGGUAACGUUUGGCAACUAUCAGUACUCCGUUGAGCAAGUUGAUCAUCAGAUCUAUGGAGGGCAAUAAGGCCUGAUGAUGAUCAACUCAUUUGUCGACUUUAAAACUGAUGGAUCAAGUACCUCAUGAUCUAUUUAUUAUGCACCUUGCUAACUUCUUCUUUAAUUUCUUUUUCCUCUUUUUUUUCUUUCUUUUUUCCAUGAUCGUUCAUAGUGAUGAUAUAGGGCCAAAGAAAAACCCUUCAUAUCAUGCAUGCACCUGAUGAUGCAGUGCAACAUGAUCAAAUCUCAAGUUCCAUCCGAAGAAGCUUAACAUUCAUUCACAAUCACACGUGAUCUUGAUCUAUAUGAUCACUCCCUUCUCCCAUAAAAUAAUCCAGUUUGUAAACUGUAAAUUGUACUGAAGUUUACAGUUUAUAACGUAAGACUACUUUUGUGGGACAAAUGAGAAUACUAGUAUUGCCAGAUUCCUGGAUAUGUUGUUGUGAAAUUGUAGACAGGCCGAUCGACACCGGACGGGCAUGACUUGUGAAGUAUUCGGGCUAGCUAUAGCAGUCGUCCUUAUAAACUAAAUAAUUAAGGGUACUUACAAUAAUAGGAAUUGUAUUUUCAUAUGAUAUAAUGUAUAAUAAUAUAUAAGGUUAUAUAUAGACAAUAAUAAACUCUAUACAAAAGAUUAGUACUGUAAAUAUAAUUAUUACAAUAGUUAUAGGGAAGUGUUGAACAGUAUGGUUUUAACGUUACUUUUUUUUUUUUUCUUUUGGGGUUUCUUCUUUGGGAGACACCUGAAGGGUGCCCUCAAUUCAAUAUAGAGUAGAUACUAGAGCUUACCUUAUGUAUGAUGGGAACAGCGGAAUUUUAUUUUAUUUUCCUCCAAACUAUAUAUAUUGCAUAUUUACGUGUAUGAGCUUAAUUAUCGAUUGGCCUAGUGAAAUUUCC